AUGUGUGCGUUGUGGAAGUCUGGAGCACUCAGAAGAGAGUCUGUAGAAGCUGGUGAGGUGCAAGCGAAGCCCAGACGAAUCUCCCAAGAUGGGCAGAAAUCGAGGAAUCCUCCUCCACAGUCCUUGGCACCAACUGAUUGUUUUCUCUCUGAGAUCUCACUGAUUAUCAUCUUCAUUAUGAUCGUCUUUCUGCUCCUGCUGGCAACUCUGCUGCCAAAACUGACCUUCACUGCCCAUGUGAAUGUGGGUAUAGUGAAUGGCACGGAAGCAAAACCCCACUCCAGACCUUACAUGGUUUCUUUUCAAGCCCUCUUGGGUGAUACCUGGGAACAUAACUGUGGUGGAUUCCUAAUUUCUGAACAGUUUGUCUUGACUGCCGCACAUUGCCAAAUUAAAACAAUGCCUCUGACCGUUGUUGUAGGUGCUCAUGACCUGAAAAGUACAAAGGAGGGUUCUGACCGCAUCAAACUGAAGUCCUGCCACCCGCACCCAGACUAUAAUCCAGAUCCAAUACAGAAUGACAUUAUGCUUUUGAGGUUACAGAGAAAAGUCAGCAGAAACAAAAAUGUCAACUGGAUUUCCAUACCAACAAAAGAAGGGGACAUUAAAGCAGAUUCUGAUUGCAGUGUUGCAGGCUGGGGAAGACUGAGCACUAAUGGCCCAAGAAGCACAUGCCUCAUGGAGGUCGAUGUGAAGAUUAUGGAAAACAAAAAAUGUGAAAUUAAAUGGGAGGAGGAGUACUCAGCUUCCCAGAUGAUGUGUGUAUAUGGUAAUGGAGCAAGCUGUGAGGGGGAUUCAGGAGGUCCUCUGGUUUGUGGAGACACUGCAGUCGGCGUCACAUCCUUCGGUAGCAAAUAUGACUGCAAUUCACAUGAGCACCCUGAAGUUUAUACGAAGAUUUCAGCAUUUCUUCCAUGGAUCCACAACAUCACUGGAAAUGUUAACUGAAUUGCAAAUAAAAAGUAAAAUAAAUAUUUCUCCAAAUUGUGUUUAUUAAAAGGAUCAAGCAUCAAUCA
Messenger RNA from Myxocyprinus asiaticus (Chinese sucker), 1016 nucleotides. Its product is annotated as granzyme B(G,H)-like. The record is from RefSeq and is a predicted model, not a curated record. Lineage: Eukaryota; Metazoa; Chordata; Actinopteri; Cypriniformes; Catostomidae. The transcript has 6 exons. Gene Ontology annotation, molecular function: serine-type endopeptidase activity. The coding region runs from base 1 to 948 and encodes 315 amino acids. Gene Ontology annotation, biological process: proteolysis.